CGGCAACAGUCACUUUAAAAGUCACCGAUUCCGCUAAAGUGAACAACAGAUUGGUUCAACACGUUCAAGCGGCAACAACUUUAAGUUAACUACAACAGCAGCAGAAGCAGCAAUAUAACAAAUACAAGUGUGCGGUUUCUCGAGAAAGCAGUUAAAGUGCAGUAUAAAAAGCAAUAAAGUGCAAAAUAAAAAAGUUUGUAAAUUUUAAUAAAAAGUGUUGCCAUUGCAAAGUGCCGACCGAAGUAGCAAAAAGACCAGCAAAAACAUAUGAAAUUUUUGUUUGCGUUUAUUUCUUGUGGAACGAAAGUUAAGUGAAACGAACAGCACAAAAGCGCAGCCACGGAAACAACAGAAAACGAAUGCUAAAACGAACGCACUUCCAGUGUAAAACAACAAAAAUUAAGGCAGCAGCAGUAAAGCGUUAAUUCACAACAACGAUAAGCAAUCGGUGUAUUAUAAAUACUGUUUUUCGUUAUUGUAGUGAUUUUGGUUGGCAUUUUCGGUCAACAUUUAAUCUAUACGAACGGCUGCGAGUAAAAGUGAUUUUGUUACUGAACGCAACGCACGUCGUCGUUGUCGUUGCUUAGUACUUUUCUUUUCGGCAUUCGAGCUAUUUAUUUUUUAAUUUGACACGCAACGCCACUUAACUGUUAACUGCAAAGCAAAUGCGCUGAUCAAGCCAACUCACUGGUAAAUAGUUCAACAUCUUUGGGUAAAAUAUUCAGCACCGGCUGCAUAUCGUAGACAAUUAUUUGCCACUUGCAACAGCAAGUAACAAAUCAUCGAAAUGAAGUUGUUCUACAUUUUGCUGCUCACACUCCCUCUACUUGCGCACAGCUAUCCCGCGGAAAGUGAAGACAAAUCUAUCUCACUGGAAGAGGUCGAGCUGCCCGAUAGCGACCAUGCAGCUUCAGGCGGCGAGUCACAAAUACAGAAACGUUCUGGAAGUUUCGAUUACGUUGCGCAUUUGAAGUCUGGUCUACUCUCCAGCAUUGGGCAAGAAUCCGCGUCCAUAGCCUCGGGCAGUUCGGGCGGCAGUAGUGGUGGCGGCGGCGAUGGCUACAAGUCAUACGAAUCGGCUCAUGGCAACUCGGUGGAUUACAAUCCAUGGACAUUUAAGAAAUCUGUACUCAACACCAUCUUCCAGGCAGUGAAAGCAAUUACUGGUGGUGUGACAGCGCUCAAAGGUCAACUGAUAAAGGGUAGCGGUUACGCGUUGAGCGCUAGUGGCAAUUUGGUUGCUUCCUCUGGCGACAAAGUGACCGAUGUUGGCAAAGCAAUCAUCAAUUCGGCGCAAAUAAAUUCGCAUGGCUAUGGUGCUGGCGCCUCGGUCCAUCCCUUCGCCAAAUUUAGCUCAUUUUCGGGUGCUUCAUCGGGCGGUAGCAGCGGCGGUGGCGGCAAUAAGCACCCUGGUCCACCUGUGGUGCACACAGAGACGAUUACUACAUAUGAAAUUCCUCCUGGCCAUAGCAACUACGGCCCACCCUCGAAGCCGCCAACCUACAGCUCAGCAACGCAUCAAUACUUGCCACCAGCAUCGGGCGGGUACAAUGGCGGCGGAGCGCCGUUCAGCAGCGGACAUGCGGCAUUCGAAGCGCCCGCCAGCAAUUAUCUGCCAACCGGCUACUCGAACGAUGGACACAACGAUGAUUUCAACAUUUACGGACGCCACCAGAAACUUAGCGAAGCGGACACACUUAAAGCCGCCGCACAACUACAGGAAAUCCUUAGCCUCCUACCUAGCGGCAAAACGGAAUUCACCGCCUCGAAGACAGUCGUGCUGGGCACACACGGUCAUGGAUCAGCACACACUGGACCUGGUGGAGACUUCAAUAAUGAGAGUGUUGAUCUACACACCUACGGUCUGCCCAAUGACUUGGGACCGCUGGAGUCAUUGUCACACACUGAAUCCAUAACCGCAGCAUAUGCGAAACGACCAGACAAUCCCUCCGAUAUUUAUCAUCAAAUGGCGAAGAAACAAACAGCGGAAGAGAUUUAUAUACAGAAACAUCCCAAUGAGGGCUACGAUUACCGGCCGACAAGCCCACCACCCACUGGCGGGAAGGCUGAGCAAGGUGGCGGUUAUAAGUACAACAACUAUCAUGCAGCAAACAGCGCACUGAAGGAUCUAACGCCCAUUAUAGCCGCACUAGAGGUGGCUAAACGACGCGGUUCCACGCAAAACGAUGUGUCAAAACACUUCACUGUGGAGAAAAGCGUCUAUAAAGGGGCGCCACAGUCUACAUCAAAGUCGAAUAAUCAAUUUAAGUAUCUACCAGCUUCAGUGCAGAAGACGAAACACAUAUACUUCGAUCCUGCACAAAAUAAGGCCGAUAAUGAGUAUCAGCCAACAUAUGUGCCACCUCUACCAUCAGCACCGUCAGUCUCGGCCAUCGGCGCUGCUGCGCCACCACCACCGCCACCAUCAUUACCUCAAGCCGCAGCGACUGCGCCAUCACACAGCUACGCCGCGCACCAUACUUCUUCGUACAACACUCAUCACACCCCCUUGCACCCAGUUUAUCACGCUCCGGCUGCGUCUACGCGUCCUUACAAAGUGCGUCGCCAAGUGCCGAGCACUUCGGUUACGACGUUGAAGGUGCACACGGCACCUUACUUCAAGCAUCACGACUACGAAAUACAUGAUCCGCUCGUGUUCAAUCGCAUGUUAUCCUUUUGAGUGCUGCGCUGAGUGAGCGGGUACUCCGUAAAGACAUUUCGAAUUGCAUUUUAUACAAACGUACAUAUUUGUUAAUUAA
This is a messenger RNA of Bactrocera oleae (olive fruit fly), 2759 nucleotides long. RefSeq lists its product as uncharacterized. NCBI's taxonomy places the organism in Eukaryota, Metazoa, Arthropoda, Insecta, Diptera, Tephritidae. The record is from RefSeq and is a predicted model, not a curated record.